Messenger RNA from Colius striatus (speckled mousebird), 6796 nucleotides. RefSeq lists its product as uncharacterized. The transcript has 12 exons. The record is from RefSeq and is a predicted model, not a curated record. Lineage: Eukaryota; Metazoa; Chordata; Aves; Coliiformes; Coliidae. The coding region runs from base 454 to 1770 and encodes 438 amino acids.
GAAAACGACCUCGUGAGCCACAAGACAAGACGUUAACGCGUUAGCCAUGAGCCUGGCAGCGUGGAAUGGGCGUUUGGACUCCAGCAGCUCCAACCCCUCACCGGCAGUAAGGGUUCAGAGCCGAAUUCAUACAACAAAAGGCGUUAGCUCCAAGCGCUCGCCCCCCCCGCUCUCCCAUUGGCUGCUCUCCGCUCUUCUCGCUCUCCCAUUGGCUGCUCUCGCUCUUUCUCGCUCUCCCAUUGGCUGGCGCGCUCCUGUGCGGCGUGCUCCAAUGAGCCACCGCGGCACUAUAAAAGCGGGACAGCCGCGCCCCCAGCCCCGUCGCGGAGCGCUCAGCAGCGUCUGGAGCUCCGGGGAGCGAUCGCAGCCAGGUGCUGGGGACAGGCUUCAUCCUCCCAGGAGGAGCAGAAGCAGCUCUCAGCAGCAGAACCUUGACUCUCCACUUGCCUUGCCAUGCUCUCACCAGUCUCCCAGUGUGACAGCAACUGUUCUGGUGGUGAGAAGGCUGACAAGGUUUACUUGGAAAAGGCAAAGAAGUCCAAGAGGAAACGUGUGGGUGAGUUCUGUAAGCUCCACCCUGUCUGUGUCCUGGUGCUGGUUGUGCUGGUGGCCCUGGUUGUGGCUUUGGUGGUGGCUCUGGCUGUACAAUCAGCAAGAGGCCAUGGAGCUCUGUCUGUAGUCCCAGUGCUGAGCUGUCCUUAUGACUGGGUUGGGUACCGUGGGCUCUGCUAUUACUUCUCAAAGGAGGAGGGCAGCUGGGAUUGGAGCCAAGCACAGUGCUCACAGCAUGGGGCCUCGCUGGCCAUGCCUCAGAGGGACUGGGAAAUGGAGUUUCUCUUCCGUCUCAAGGGCCUUGUAGAUUACUGGCUGGGCUUGUGCAGACGGGGUGAGCACCUGGAGUGGGUAAAUGGCAGCAACUUCACCCAGAGCUUUGAGGUCCUUGGUGAAGAAGCUUGUGUCUACAUCAACGACAGGGUCGUCGUGAGUUCCAGCUGCUCCCUGAGCAGACCUUACAUCUGCAGCAAACCCCAGCCUCUGCUGGGAUCCACACAAGAGACAAGGAGGAGGAGCUGGCUGUGCUGUGCUGGGGUUUCCAUCCUUCACCAUUGUCUUGGUGAGGCUGAGGGAGAAGCUGCUGCUGUGCCCUCCGUGGUGCCAGGGAUGGCAGAAGAUGUUGGUCAAGACUCGACCCCUGGCAUGAUGCAGUCACAGAGCAGAGCAGAGAGAGGGACCACCUUUAGCCUCAAGUGCAUCAAAGACAAAAGAGUCCCCAUUGGUGUCACAGUGCUGGUGGCAGCGCUGCUCAUCACCAUCAUCGCGCUGGCGGCCAAGAAAUGCCCCUCCUGCCCAUCCUGCUCCUCUCCCAUCCUUCCCAGAUGCCUGGACAAAGGGAUUUGGUUUGGGGAGAGGUGUUUCUACUUCGUGGAGGAUGAAAAGAGUUGGGACAGGAGUCAGAGCUUUUGCCUUUCCCUCGGAGCCCAUUUGGUCACCAUCAGCACUUUGGAGGAGCUGAGCUUCCUCCUGCGUUAUGGGAUGUCCCUGCACCACUGGAUUGGUCUCCAAAGGGAAGGCUCUGGACCUUGGACAUGGGUCAAUGGAUCUGUCUACAACCACCAGUUUGGUCUCCAGGGAGAGGGCCAAUGUGCCUACAUCAACGGGGAUGGGAUCAGCAGCGACUGGUGCUCCCAGGUGAAACUCUCCAUCUGCAGCCACCCAGCCAAGCACCUCAGCAGGGCUCAGAAAGCUCCAGGGACCCUCAGUGGCAGAUGAGACACCCCCUCCCCUCCUCAGCAGGAGAGAUCAAACCCACACAACAGCAUCCUGCUGGAGGAGGUUUCAUUGUAGUGUCCCAGGAUCAGGCUCGUCACAUCUUGGCUGAUCCCCUGACUUUAGGGGCUGCAUCUUUCCUGCUUUUAACCCCCCCUAAAAACACCCCUCAACUGAGGAAACUGGAGUUGAAAAGGGCUGCUGGGAACUGCAGAGCUGAGGCAACUUGUCUUUUCCACCAGUCUCAAGAGAGAAAUGGCCAAAAGCAGAGAUUUGCCCCAAAUUGCCCUUUUUUCCCCCCAAUCUUCCAUGGGGUGCUCUGGAAUUCAAGCAGAGGAUGAUGAGGUGGGGACAGGACCUAAAACAGGCUCAGGGAGCCUGAGCUUGGUGCAACAACCUCCAGUUUCCUCAUUCUUAAAGGGAAUCAUUUCCUUUAAGCUCCCAAUGAUGUAAACUUUAACAAAGGGAACUUCUGGUCCCAAAUCUGCCCUUGGCUCUGCCUGAGGCUGAAGUCAGCCCCUUCCUGUUGCCAUUCCUGGCAGGAAAGGGAGGAGGUGGGUUACUUUUGAGGUUCCUUCCUGUGUUUCCAAGUCUAAUGAAGUGGAUUCAUAGCUGAGAAGUGGUUUGAGAAGUCCCUCAGGCUUUGGGUUCGAAUUAAUCAAGGCUAAAAAGGGGCCAGGGGGUAUCUCCCCUCCCUUAGAGAUGAGUGGAGCAGUGGCUGUGGGUUUGGAUGGACAACACCAGCUCAUCAUUUGGGGAGAAACAGCUCCAAAAGCUGCUUUUCUUUAAUGAUUCUCAGUAGUUCUUGCUGAGUGCCUGAUGGUGGUUGGAUUUGGGGGGCAAAGCAACAAGCCCUGGGGUGGGAGGGAUCAGUUUCUUCUGCUCCUCUCCUUCCAUCCUCCAGUGGCUUCCUCAGAGCUGGCCCCAGCAGGAGAAGGUUGGGGCUGGUGGAAGGUGUCACCUGGGGUCUCCUCCAGCUCCUCAACGUGCCCAAACACGUGCUGGGGGGAAGGAGAUGAGGAUGAUGAGUUCAUCUCUGCUCACCCUGAGGUGUCCUCAGGUCCCUUCUUGCAUGGGGAAUGGGGAGGGACCAUCCCCACUGCCCCAAACCCACCCCAGCUUUAUUGCCUCUUCCCCCUCAUUUAUUGACAACCCCCAACCCCUGAGUUAAUUGUGCUGAGCCCAUUUCCCACCCCCCUUCCCCAACUUCAGGGGCUGGGGGGGAAGUAAAAACCUUGAGGGGUGGGAAGGAAUCACUUCUGCCUUUCAGCUUUGCAGGGAAAAGGGUUUGAGCUGGUUUUUAGGGGGGGCUGGGGGAGGGUUUUCUCACCCACCUCUCCCAAGAGAAGAGCCAAGAGGCAGAGCACAGCACCAGCAGCCACCAUCCGGAUGAGGAGGAGGAUGCUCAGCCCUCCCAGCACCAGUGUCUCUGCAAAACCCAGGGAGGAAGAGGAUGGGUGAGAAGAUGGUAGUGAAAUGGGAUAGGGGGAGGGGAGGGAAUCUGCUUUCCUCCCCAGCUUUUGCCUUCUGUGGGUUUCAUUCCAUGAAAACAACCCCCCCAAUGCUUCCAACCACAAAUUUGCUUCAUUUUGGGGCUUCCCAGAAGCAAAUUCCCAGGAGGUUUGUGUGGAUUUGUGCUCAAAAUGCAGCAAAGGAAAAGCAGGGUGGCAAAACCCACCCCAAAAAUAUAAAGGACAAGGUUUUAAGCUGCUUCUCCAAGCAGGAUUUUGCUCUGUGGGUGUUUUCAGGGGUGUUUCAGGAUCAGGUUUGGUGCAUCUUGGGGCUGCAUCUGUAUCUUUUCUGCUUUUAACCCCCAAAAGUCCCCCAAACUCUGAGGAAAUUGGAGUUGAAAAGGGCUGCUGGGAACUGCAGAGCUGAGGCAACUUGUCUUUUUGAUCCAUCUCAAAAGAGACACCUCAAAAAGCAGAGGUUUGCCCCAAAUUGCCCUUUUCUAGCCCCAAAAAAGCAGCUGUGGAAUUCAAGCCAAUGGCCACAGGGUGGGGCCAGGACCAAAGCAUCCAACCCCAGGGUUUGGAUCCCUCUCAGUGCUUGCACAUGGAGUGUCUGUGAUGAGGUGGAACCUCCUCCCACCUCUAAAUGGGUUGAAAUGUGCAUCUCUGUGGGGUUUGGAUGGUCUCUUCCCCCCCUCCACCCUUUCAGUUUACCUCUGCUCAUGGAUAAGUUGACAGCCACACAAGCCAACCCUUCUGGAGCUCGAACUGUCACCAGGUAGGUCCCUGUGUCCUCAUCCUGCACCUCCCUGAGCUUCAAGGUGCCAUUGGGUUCCACAUCCACCCUCUGCCUGUACAGCUCAGCCACCUCCCAGGAGGUUCUGCAGCUCCUCCUCCACCAGUCCUGGGCUUCCCCUUGGCAACCAUCCAAGGUGUAAUUAAGGAUGGGAAGGUUCCUGGGGCUGCUGAUGAGCUCCCAGGUGAUGCAGAUGAAGUCCCAGCUGGAGCUGGGGGGCUGCAGGGAGAAGGAGAGCUGUGCUGUCUGGUUGGGGUGAGCGUGGGCUGGGCUGCUGGAGAGGAAGAACGGGGAGAAGGUACCUGUGUGUGGAAAGAAGUUCUCCUUUGGCAAGGAGGGACUUGCAAACAGCUUCUAAAGAGCUGGAUGGACCUCCCAUCACCUCCCAGAGCUUCUAAAGAGCUGGAUGGGUGUUCCACCACCUCCCAGAGCUUCUAAAGAGAUGGAUGGACAUCCCACCACCUCCCAGAGCUUCUAAAGAGCUGGAUGGAUGUCCCAGCUCAUCCCAGAGCUUCUAAAGAGCUGGAUGGGUGUCCAAUCACCUCCCAGAGCUUCUAAAGAGCUGGAUGGGUGUCCCACCACCUCCCAGAGCUUCUAAAGAGCUGGAUGGGUGUCCAAUCACCUCCCAGAGCUUCUAAAGAGCUGGAUGGGUGUCCCACCACCUCCCAGAGCUUCUAAAGAGCUGGAUGGGUGUCUCAUCACCUCCCAGAGCUUCUAAAGAGCUGGAUAGACCUUCCACCACCUCCCAGAGCUUCUAAAGAGCUGGAUGGGUGUUCCACCACCUCCCAGAGCUUCUAAAGAGAUGGAUGGACAUCCCACCACCUCCCAGAGCUUCUAAAGAGUUGGAUGGGUGUUCCACCUCAUCCCAGAGCUUCUAAAGAGCUGGAUGGACAUCCCACCACCUCCCAGAGCUUCUAAAGAGCUGGAUGGAUGUCCCAGCUCAUCCCAGAGCUUCUAAAGAGCUGGAUGGGUGUCCAAUCACCUCCCAGAGCUUCUAAAGAGCUGGAUGGGUGUCCCACCACCUCCCAGAGCUUCUAAAGAGCUGGAUGGGUGUCCAAUCACCUCCCAGAGCUUCUAAAGAGCUGGAUAGACCUUCCACCACCUCCCAGAGCUUCUAAAGAGCUGGAUGGAUGUCCCAGCUCAUCCCAGAGCUUCUAAAGAGCUGGAUGGGUGUCCAAUCACCUCCCAGAGCUUCUAAAGAGCUGGAUGGGUGUCCCACCACCUCCCAGAGCUUCUAAAGAGCUGGAUGGGUGUCCAAUCACCUCCCAGAGCUUCUAAAGAGCUGGAUAGACCUUCCACCACCUCCCAGAGCUUCUAAAGAGCUGGAUGGGUGUCCCACCACCUCCCAGAGCUUCUAAAGAGCUGGAUGGACAUCCCACCACCUCCCAGAGCUUCUAAAGAGCUGGAUGGGUGUCCCACCACCUCCCAGAGCUUCUAAAGAGCUGGAUGGGUGUCCCACCACCUCCCAGAGCUUCUAAAGAGCUGGAUGGACACCCCACCUUGUCCCACCUCUUUCUAAAUCAGUGGAGGCUUCACCUUACCAGGACCAGUUGGUUUUCUUCUCAAUUAUCAUCAUCUUUUGGCAUUUUGGGCAAGCUCAGCAAGUAUUUUCUCCCUGGAAACAACCUUCUCCUGGGUUUUCCAAACCUGCCAGUUGUUGGUUCUGCUUCCACACCUCUUGGGAUUUGGUGGAUCCACCUUCCCCCUCCCUCCAAAAACCCCCACCCUUACCUUGCAAAAUCAGCGUGACCUGCGUGGUGUGCACCAUGUCCAGAGUCUGCACCAUCAGCUGGUAAACACCAGCAUCAUCUGGGUGGGCAUCCUGGAGCACCAGUGAAGCACCUUGGCUGACACUUGCCCUUGGCUUGUAGAGAUCUACCACCUCAACCUUCCUUUGGCACCACUGGUCGGAUCCUCCCGAGCUCUGGUUGCAUCUUUCCAUGGUGUAAACCAGAACAGGGUGAUCCCUUGUCAGGAAUCUCCACUUGAGGUGGAAGAAAUCCCAGGUGUAGUUGAGGAGCUGGAGGGAGAUGGGCAGGAUGACUUUAUCCCCAGGGGAAACCCACACUGGGUUCUGCAGGGAGCUGAGAGACACCGUGGCAACGACACCUGAGGGUGGGGAAAGGGGAGAAAGGAGACCCUGGGUGAGAACUUAUGGAGACCUUCCAAUUCCAGCCAAGUUCUGGAUUUAGGGGCUGAAAUCUGGGAGGGGGAUAUUUCCCUCCCACUCUCAGCUCUCUUAGAGGGAUGAGGAAUGAGAUGCUCCAGGUGGGGAUGAGCAAUAUUCACACUCCCAAGUGUUUUCUCCUCCCCUGAGGGCUGAAUUAACCACCCAGGCUGGAUGUUAUGGAUUGAUCAGAGCACAUCCAGUUGGUUUAAAGGGGUUUUUUUUGGUUGUGUGGGGUUGCUUUUGUGUCCUCUCUUCCUCAGACAUUGCUCUGGAGCAAAGAGCUUGGCAGAGCAAAGGGGUGGAGAGGAGACAAACCUCCUUUGUGGUGGAGAGGACAACGACGAAUCCAGAAGGUUGGUUCAUGGAGGAGCUGCCCAAGACUCCAGGGAGGGUGGCAAAGCCAAAUGCUCUGCCCAGACUGAUGCUCUGAGAAGAAGAUGCUGAAAACCUCCAAGUCCAUCCCUCUCCACCCCACCCCAACCUCCAAAACCCCUUCACUCACCCACCAAGGCUGAGAAGACGACGGUUCCCCUCAUGGCAGCCCCAGCACUGAGCAGCAGCAGGUCACCUCCUCAUCCUUGACAAAGACCCAAAAAAAUGAUCUUUAAACCA